Strongylocentrotus purpuratus (purple sea urchin) is the source of this 3239-nucleotide messenger RNA. Its product is annotated as cytochrome P450 2C15-like. Gene Ontology annotation, biological process: xenobiotic metabolic process. The transcript has 7 exons. NCBI's taxonomy places the organism in Eukaryota, Metazoa, Echinodermata, Echinoidea, Camarodonta, Strongylocentrotidae. Gene Ontology annotation, molecular function: heme binding; oxidoreductase activity, acting on paired donors, with incorporation or reduction of molecular oxygen, reduced flavin or flavoprotein as one donor, and incorporation of one atom of oxygen; iron ion binding. The record is from RefSeq and is a predicted model, not a curated record. Gene Ontology annotation, cellular component: cytoplasm; intracellular membrane-bounded organelle. Bases 225 to 1757 code for a protein of 510 amino acids.
UGUACGUGUACUGCAGCUGCAACAUUGCAUUGUUAGAUUCAGUCUAAUAGAAGUUCUCGGGCGGGCGAGAUCUCGUUGAAAUUUUACCAGGUAUAAUCACUCAACCGUAAAGCACGUGUGAUCCAAUCGGAUAUCUGUCCUCAUUCGCCUCACAACCUCUCGCAGUUUAUUUGAGUACCGUUUUACCAUCUAUCCGAAGAAAUUUACAGUCCGUUCUCGUCAUUAUGGAAAGCUUGAAAGGGUACGUCACGGAUUGGUGGAAUGACAUGGGCAUCAUCACAUCCUUACUAUUCGGCUUGUUCGGAAGUGUCAUCGUGUUCGGCAUCGUUCGGCAAACCUUCGGGAAGCGAGAGAAACUACCACCUGGACCUCUCAAAAUCCCAUUCCCGCUCAAUAUCAUCGCCAGCUUGUUCUCAAAGGAGGGUAAAAUGGACAUGAUCCUCUCCGCAAAACGAAAGUACGGAGACCUUGUGAGUAUCGAAAUCGACGGACAGCCGAAGAUUCUCGUCGGGUCUCCCGAACUGGUUCGGGAGCUCUUCGUAAAACAUGGUGACGUCUCAUCGAGCCGAGCCGCUUCGAAACCAUUAAAAGCUAUGAUCAACUAUACGGGAGGAAUAAUAUUCGGGGAUUCGUGGCAGCCGCUUCGAAGGUUUAGUCUCUCUGCCUUGCGGACUUUCGGCAUGGGAAAACGAAGCAUAGCGUCGAAGAUUACCGAAGAGGCCAGGAUAUUCACAGAUGGAUUAUGGGAGAGUCAGACCGUAGAGGGUGUGAACCCUAGUGGUCUCCUGAACAAAGCGAUCUCAAAUGUUAUUUGCUCAAUCACGUUUGGGAAGAGAUUCGAAUACAGCGACCCCGAUUAUAUUAUACAGGUGGAGAACAUCAAGAAAAUAAUGGCAGGUGGUAAUAUUCCGCCUGUGCUGCGGAUCGUUGCUCAACGUUUCCCGGUCAUAUUCCGCUCUCCUCUUUCCAAGAACGCAAAGAAACGUCUUCAGAGUCUCAAAGACUUUAUCGUCCAACAGGUGGACGAGCACGACAGAACAUUCGAAGGUGACGACAUCAGGGACAUCGUCGACUCAUUCCUAGCAGAAUGCCGACGCCUCCAGGAGAAGGGUGAGCAGGAAUGUUACAUUCGGAAAGAAGACAUAUGGAUGUCUGUUUGGGAACUUUUUAUCGCGGGAACCGAGACAACAGCAUCGGCGCUUGCAUGGUUCUUUCUCUUCAUGGCUGCACACCCGGACAUCCAAGAACAAGUAUUUAAGGAAAUUGUUACAACGAUCGGGUCAGAGAGGGCGCCUGUCUACGACGACAGAAAGAACAUGCCAUACACAGAAGCGACACUGGCAGAGGUCCUUAGACACAGACCUGUUGCACCAUUUGGAUUACCUCACGUUGCCGAUGAAACCAUACAUGUGCGGGACUACGUGAUUCCAAAGGGUUCCACGAUCUUGGCUAAUAUUCUUGGGAUCCAUCACGACCCGGAACUGUUUCCAGAACCGAGCAAGUUCGACCCAAAUCGUUUCCUGAGUGAUGAUGGACAAACUUUUGUCAAGAAUGACGCUUAUACUGCGUUUGGCCUAGGUCGGAGAAGCUGCCUCGGUGAGCAGUUGGCCAAGAUGGAAUUCUUUCUCUUCGCUACAUCUGUCCUUCAGCGAUUUACCAUCAGACUCCCAGCGGGGGCUACCCCGGACUACAGCAUCGGCCAUCGAAUGAUGACACUGCUCCCAUCCGACUUUUAUAUUCAUCUUGAUAAACGUUAACCUCGAGUCAUCAAGGAGCCGCUAGAGAGGCAAAGUGGCCAGGAUAAUAUUAUAUGGUCAAAAAUGAGAGGCAUAUAGGUUACACUAUGUAGUUUAGGGUCGGUGCAUCUUCUAAUAUCACUGGCAUUUUCAGGAAUAAAACGCAAUUUAUCGAUUCCUUCCUUGAAUAAAGAGUACAGUUUUUUAUAAAUAUAAUGCUUAAACUUUUAAACAUGUUUUUCUCGAAAAUGUGAAUUUGUGGGUUGACCCACUUUGGUUCUCAGGGGCUCAAAAGAGAGUCGGUCUUGGGCUAUCCCCGGCCUUUACAUUUGUUGCCGUAGAGUCUAACCGUUCUAAAUGUCAUGUUAAAUGUUCAGUUUUGUAAGGCUAAACAUUGCAUAAAUUGUUUUUUCAUUUAUUAUAACAGUUCACUGUAUGCGAGCUUUCACUUAUAAGAUGUAGCUCCUUGUACAUGAUCAUGUGAGGGAUGAAUGAUUUAUAAUUAUAUAAUCAUUAGAUAGCAGUAAGCAUAUACUUUCCAUUGAUAUUGUAAAAAAAAUACACCUACAUCUUUAUAAUGAACGCAACAAUUCAGCGCAUAGGCUGACAUACGUAUCUACUGUGAGUUAUAUUCAUAUAUGUACCUUACAGCAUCAUUAGACGGACAUUAUGUAGUCGGAAAAAAGAGUCAUUAAGUAGAUAUGGUCAUUAGCAGGACAUUUGCGUGUCCUUUAAACGAUUGAACAAUAGAAUUACUGCCCUCUACGUACGUUUGCAGGCAGAGGAAACUCAAAGGCCUCCCAAGAACAAUGGGAUUAAUCAUUAGUCAUAAGUUUAGUUAGUUAUAUUGUUAUGAAUUUAGGGUUAGUUUUAGGGUUAGGGUAAUAUACCAGUUUGUAUGGUGUCCGGUUAAUGUGCCACUUUGGGUAGUUUACAGAUGUCCUGUUAAAACAACAUGUAGGUUUAUAUAAGACAUUUCCACGUUAUGAAAAUCGUGCAUAUAUAAUUUAAAUGUUCAAUUUCUCAUAGAUUUCCAAAAUGUUUGUACAAAAGAUUUACCAAUAACAGCAGAAUACGCAGAAUACACAAUGACUUUAGUGAGCAGUAGCUAUAGGUACUACAUGUACGUACAUUUCAGGGCAAUGUCGUAAAUCGAGUAAUUGCAAUGUUGAUGUUUUUGUGAUAUUUGAGCCUUCUAUAUACAAGGAACGGCAUCCCUUAUACAGGUAUUUCUUUUUUUAUAACCAUUCUCCGGUCAUUUUUCAACGGUCAACAUACAAUAGUUAUAUGAAUAUUUGAAAUUUAAAAACAUGUGCACACAGAUAUGUAGUUGAAAAGGGAAGUAACCCCAUUUCUAUCAAUUGGAAGGACAAAAUACUUAUCCAGUCCGUAAAAUUGAAAUUAUUUUAUUCAAAAAUGAAUAUUGUAGCACCACUAACUAAAUAAAGGCGCAACGGAAUUAUAUAUUUGAAUAUAUGUCAUCUAAUAAAAAUGGAAAACAAA